Messenger RNA from Sceloporus undulatus (fence lizard), 3028 nucleotides. It is a transcript of the gene UBE2S, whose product is annotated as ubiquitin conjugating enzyme E2 S. The transcript is spliced from 4 exons. Lineage: Eukaryota; Metazoa; Chordata; Lepidosauria; Squamata; Phrynosomatidae. The coding region runs from base 476 to 1108 and encodes 210 amino acids. The record is from RefSeq and is a predicted model, not a curated record.
UGCCGGCCGUCGCGGAGUUUGCUUGUCAACGGCUCUCCGCGAGGAGAGGACCCGAGAAGGGAGGGGGGAGGAACGGACCCCCCCUCCGUUCUAACGGGCCUGAUUGGGCACUCGGGGUUCGAAAGGGGCGUGGCUGGCUAGGGCCGAAGGCUAUAAAAGCCCCUUUCGGGCGCCGGCCACCCUCAUUAGAGUGAGGGUGGCGCGGAGGAGACUUUGUCUCAAGCAGGAAGCUGAGGGGGGCAAUAGCUGGCUUCCCCCCCAAAAUAGCUAAAAAAGGGGAGGGUUUUUUAAACUAAGGGGGUCUGGCGUCUUGUUAAUAGGAAGAGGGGAUACCUAAUCCCCAAAUCUGGAGGGUUAGGGGUCGUUGGGCGAUCAGAAGUGAUUUAAGUAUAGAUUAAGGCGCAUGUGAGGCCCCUUGGAAGAGUGGGGUUAGGUUGGGCUACUUCUUUACAAGCUCCUGGGCAGACCCAGCACAAUGAAUUCCAAUGUAGAAAAUUUGCCUCCCCACGUGAUCCGGCUGGUUUACAAAGAAGUCUCCACUCUCACCUCAGACCCACCUGAAGGCAUCAAGGUCUUCCCCAAUGAGGAGGAUAUAACUGAUGUUCAGGUCACCAUUGAAGGACCAGAGGGUACUCCAUACUCUGGUGGCCUUUUUCGCAUGAAGCUGAUUCUUGGUAAAGACUUCCCAGCUAGCCCCCCAAAGGGCUAUUUCCUGACCAAAAUCUUCCACCCCAAUGUGGGUGCCAAUGGCGAGAUCUGUGUCAAUGUCCUCAAGAAGGACUGGAAAGCGGAACUGGGCAUCCGACAUGUCCUGCUGACCAUCAAGUGUUUGCUCAUCCACCCCAAUCCGGAAUCAGCUCUGAACGAGGAAGCAGGGCGCCUCCUGCUGGAGAACUAUGAGGAAUAUGCUUCCCGGGCCCGUCUCCUGACAGAGAUCCAUGCCCAGCCUUCGUCUGGACUGCGUACCAAGGACCCAGCUGAGCCUUGCUCCUCUUCGGCUGGUGCCUCUGGGGAUGGUCCCAUGGCUAAGAAACACGCAGGUGACAGGGACAAGAAAUUGGCUUCCAAGAAGAAGACUGACAAGAAACGAGCUCUCCGGCGGCUUUAGGGAAUGGGGGGUGGGGUGGGGUCUGGCACACAGGGUGGGUGGUGGGCAUUGAGGUUCCACAGUACAUUCUCAGUUUCUCCUUGUUUUCCUCUCCCACUUUCACUCUGAGACUGCAGUCCAACUCUGUCUCACAUUUGUCAGAUUUUUCUUCUUUUCAGUCGUUAAGUUAUUUAAAUUAUAAAAGCAGAAAAAUCUAUUAAAUGCCUUUUUUGUUUUUGUUUUUACAAAGGAAGGCUCUAGACGUAUGUUUGUGCCAUUAUCUAAACCUGUGGCGGGGACCUCAUUGAGAAAACUUUGCUUUUAAACGAAACGUCAGAGCAGGAAGGGAGCAGAUAGCAUCUUCCCCCUUCAAAUAAGAGUUUAAAGAGUUUGUGCUGCUGUGGGGUUGAUGGGGAGCAUGUUGAAGAGGGAAUUUGAUGGAGUUCAACCACUGUGAGGAACAACUGAAGAGAGAUUAUGAGUUUGCCAUUAUUCUCUGAAAUUGGUUGAUUAUGUGGGACAGAGAAAAUGGUUCUUGAUGUAAUACCUUUCCAGACAAUUCUUUGCUACAAGAUGUGCUAGUGGCUGCUUGCUUAGAUGAAUUUUAAGAGGGGUGAGACAAGUUCGUGGGGGACGGAGUUCCUGUGUCUUAACCAUGCAAACUGAAUGAGAGCACUCAUGUUUUUGAGUAAGGAUACAAUCACUUAGAUGGUUGGGAUCAGAUUCCCCACCACCAUUGAUUUCCCUUAGUGGCUGAUGUUGUCAGUGGCAUAACCACAUCCAGGGGCUAAAUCAUUGGUUGGAAGCUUCUUCAAACUGGAACCUGCCUUCUCUCCUUUCCUGUCUUCCUUGGCUACUGAAGGAAUUGAAGAGCACUUGGUGUUUCUGGAACUAACUAAAUCUUGACCUCAGGACGGGACAGGUCUUUUCAGCUGAGCGUAUCCAGUUUUGGUCCUCCCUUGCCCUUCAUUGCUUGGGUAAUAUGCUAGACCAAAUGAGGGAUGGUCACUGUUAUGCCCUGCUUGUGGCCUUUCCUGGGCAUAAUUUUGGGUACUUUGGAGCAUGUUUUGAUGAAAUCCCUGCUGGAAGCUCCUGAAGCUAUUGAGAAGAACAGAUUAACCUCAAUCUCAAUUCUGUUGAAAAUCAUAUAUUUAAAAUUCAAUGUCUUAUCACCACAAGGGUGGCUGAACCUGUUCCAGAUCAUCUCCUAGUAGGCUGGCAUCUUUAUGUGGAUAAAGGCAUAGACCUGGUGGGACUUUAGAGAGAUGAGGGACAUAACAAAAAUUAGCUUUCAAGGAAGUGAUUAACUCAGAGUGGGAACUUGCUCUCUUGCAAUGUAUGCCCACACGAAAGUAUUUCUGUAUAACAGAAAUGUCAAGACAGCUUAGGUUAGUAAUAGCAAACUGUUCUCAUGCAGUCUGGGGCAGCUUGCAUCUUUUCUAUGCCUCACCUGACCAGAAUUGUACAACAUGCCAACUGCAUGAUGUAGUCAAGAAUGGAUUUAUUAUGCAUCCUACUUCUGAUGUGAGACAUGCAGCUAAGAGACUGUUCAUUUGACAGGCCUAAUAUUUAGUGUAUCUACAUUUUAUUGUAUACUAAUGUGUGCGUGCAGUUAUGGACUGUACCAUAUUUGUAUGUUCUCCCUUGCAUGCACAGCCUUGAGUACUCUUAUUUGCCCAAAAAACCAAGAUAUAAAUUUAAUACGUGAAUGAGAAUAACCACCUAUCCUUUCUCCAACUGCCACUAUAGGGCAGUUCAAGACUAUUGCCCUCAGGGGAAGGAUGGUGUGGCUUUUAAAGGAUUUUUCUCCCUUACAUAGUUUUUCUUUACCAAUUUAUUAUAUAACUUUGUUGAUGCUUAUUUUAAAUAUUUUUAUGUAAACAUCUUAAGGUUCACCUGAAAAGCAAUAUAUAAAUACAUGAAAUAAAUAUUUUGAAUAUU